Molecule: messenger RNA, 2175 nt
Organism: Symbiodinium sp. CCMP2592
Lineage: Eukaryota; Dinophyceae; Suessiales; Symbiodiniaceae
Source: the annotation of a GenBank genome assembly
AUGAUGGAUUCGGAUGACGAGAAUCUCUCUGUGCACUCCGCAAUCUCAAAUCCAUCGGAUUUCGCCGAAGAUGAGGAGGUUGACUACCUGGCACUGGAGCUGCUGCAUCAUCUCCCGUCGGAGAAGGCGGACAAGCUCAUGAAGAGUUUACGGGCCAAGGAGAAGGCCGUGCAGGAUUUGGUAGCGAGAAAUCGCUCCCUGCUCAAUUCCUGUGAGGCCUUGGAUGACGAGAACCAGGCUCUGACUGAGCGUUUGAAGGAGGCUGAAGAUGUGGUGGCAAAGGUGCCGGAGUCAACACCACCGCCAAAGGCGCCGCAGUCAGCUCCGGUUGAUAAUUCCUUCUUUCUGCAAAUGGAAAGAGGAAAGGAAGAGACCAUUCUUCGCUUGACCAGUGAGAACCACAAGCUUGCAGAGCAGGUCCGUCGCUUGAGUGAAGGUUACAAGCAGAUGGAGGAGGCUUUGACGCAAGCACGCAAAGACAUGAAACGAGUUCAGCAGGGCCAGACCAAGCAAACGGUGCCGACGUCAGGCUCGCCGCAGCUGGACGAAGAAGAACGCCUCUACCGGGAGCUCCAGGGUGAGUCCAUGGGCGACCUGAUUCUCCAAAAGCUCCAGGAGAAGCAGGCCGAGCACCGGCUGAAGAUCCAACAAGCUCUACAGGCAUCGCUCACGGAAGAAAUUGGACGUAUUGAGAGCUGGGGCAGCGAUGUCAAGGGCGUUCUGCUGGCAGUGGACGGUUUGGAGACUCAGCUGAAGCAUCAGCUGAAAGAGCCAAAGUCAAAGAAGGCCAAAGCCCAGCCUGGUGACAAGGACUCCAAGGCUCUCAACUCCGAGCACGUCUCCGUCUUGUCGGCACAGGUGCUAGACGAGUUCGACACCAUAAAACGUUCCUUGGAGACUGUGGAAAAGGAGCAACUUUCCUUGGAGCAGACGCUGCGUGCGGCUGAUGAAAGUGCAGAGCCAGUGGCUGUGGCUUUCGAGCUCGAAAGCUUCGCCAUCGCAGAGAGUGAGGCUGAGUGGCUGCGGGAGCACAAUGCAGCAUGGGUGGAGCGGUGCCAAAGCCUAAGCCUCCAGCCAAUGCUUGAUGUUCUGAUGAGGACGGACUCGGCACUCGCUCGCUUGCUCUGCAGCGCGCCGCCUGGUCUAAUUCCUCCAACGGUCGACGAUGGCCUGAAGGAAACGAGGACGCACAUGAACGAGCUCAGCGAGCAGCUGCAGGUGCAGAUGUCCUCCAUUGCACAGCUGCAGGAGGAAAGUGCUGCCUUGAGCAGAACUGUGACGUCACUUCAGGCCUCCCAGAAGGCUCACAAGUCGGAACUACAGCAGAACGUCUCAGACUCUCUGAGGAGGACUUUGGCAACCUUCGAAGAGCCAUUGACAGGGAUGAGAGGUGGCCUUCGACAGCAGAGUCAGGUGCUGGCGAGAGCUCGGGCAGAAGUGUCGAGAGUCCUAGACGACUUGGCAGCAGUAACUCAUCGUGCUGCAGCUGCUGCAACGCAGGGAUCGAGCAAGGAGACUCCCGCGAUCAGUUCCGAGCUGCAGGAUUUCGUGAUGUCAGAGAUCCGUCAGGUAAGGUCAAUGGGGAAGAAGCUUGUUGGCAACCUGGAGGAGGGCUGCAAGGCAGUGGAGUUUCGAAUGCAGAAGGUCAUGGAGGCGAUCUCUGGGGAUCCGAAAAGCCAGUCGCAAAGCAGGCAAGUCGCUUCCUCCAAGCAAGGCGAGCGAGAAAACCAGACGGAGGCGAAGAAGAAGCGUAAGAAGAAAGGUGGUGGUCAAGCAGCGAAAGGUGGAGGUGAGGACAAAGAGCACGAGGACGAGAUGAAGCCUGCAGAAGCGAAGCCGGCAGCCGAGGCAGAGGCAAGCCAGACCGCUGGUCUCGAAGGGCAGCAGGAAGAAGACAAGAAGGUGGAUGCACAGCUUCGUGAGGAGUUUCAAGAAGCCUCGGAAAGUCCAACGAGCCGUUCCAAGCCGAAGCGCUCUGGAGAAGCUAGGGACAAGGUGCUCGCGGGUGCUGACUUACUUCAGGAACUUCAGUCUCUGCAAAAGGACACCGAGGCUCUGGAAGCACGAAUGGCAGAGCGGAUGCAGGCCAGGAUCGCCCGAACUGGUGUUGAUGAGGAGGAUGCAGCCAAACCCAGUGCAGCUGCUGCACGACGGCGCAAGAAGAUGUUCGCCUGA